This is a messenger RNA of Drosophila simulans, 1959 nucleotides long. RefSeq lists its product as uncharacterized. NCBI's taxonomy places the organism in Eukaryota, Metazoa, Arthropoda, Insecta, Diptera, Drosophilidae. The transcript is spliced from 2 exons. The record is from RefSeq and is a predicted model, not a curated record. The coding region runs from base 1 to 1947 and encodes 648 amino acids.
AUGAGUUUGGGGAGAUAUGUCUUCUUACUCUGUAGCAUUGAGUUUUUAUUAUGCAAAGCCAAAUUGAGUCUGCACUCUCACUAUCCGAAUGUCGCAAGAACUUUGGAAAACAAAAAGUUUUACGUUGACAGUCCGUCGUGCAAAAUGCCCAAAAUGGAUCCUUUUUCCGCGGACAUUAUGCGAUUCUUUAAACGAAAGCAAUUCAGGGAGUGUAGCAGUGAUAAAGAUUUGCUCAUAAGUGAGUUCGAUCCGCAUCUGCGACAAUACAGGAUCCAAAUUGAUGAGAACUCUGCUCAGCAGCAUUUAAAGAAGUUCGGCAAUGCAACACUCAAGUGCGAAUAUCAGGUGAUAGGUCGCAAUAAAAAGGAUUCCUUUCCGGAUAUUCACUUUAGUCUUUCCAAACCACAACCCUUGAGUGAGUCCUUUCUGGUACCCAAGACAAUAGACUUUAUCUGCACCCAAUGCCACGCCGUUCAUGGAACCACUGAAUUGGAGCUUCUGCAGAAGGACGCCUUUCUAUUUGUACAGGAUCGCCUGAAUCACGGGCAUAAGAGUCCGGAGGAUCAUCGUCCAGAUUUGGAGUCCAAGCCCAAUGUGAUCAUCCUGGGCAUUGAUUCCACAUCCCGCAUGAACCUGCGACGCUCCAUGCCCAAGGUUCACAAAUUCUUGCAGAGACCAGGAUGGUUUGAGAUGCAGGCUUACAAUAAGGUCGGUGAAAAUACGCUGCCUAAUCUUCUGGCCAUACUCACUGGAAAUGCCGAGGAGGACGCCCUCUUCAAUGGUCGUUUUAGGCACAGCGGAUUCAUUGACAAACUGAAGUUCAUUUGGCAGCUGUUUAAGAAGCAUGGCUACAUGACAGCUUUCGGAGAAGACUGCGGUAAGAUCAACACAUUUAACUACCAGAAGCCGGGAUUCAAGCAACAGCCAGUGGAUUACUAUCUUAGAAACUUUAUUGUGGCUUUGGAAACUAUUUUAAAGACCAGGCGUGAGUUUGGAAAUGUUUUCUGCCUGGGACGAAAGUUGGGUUUCAAAUACGUAUUCGACUUUGCCAGGCAGUUCAUGAAACGCUUUGAGAAUUCAGCGCCCGUAUUUGGAAUCUUCUGGAGCAAUAGUUUCACCCACGAGGAUUUCCUAGGAGCCACUGCCUUGGAUCACGUGUUCUUGGAAUACCUCACGUUGUACGAUGAACUUGGCUUUUUCAAUCGUUCCAUAGUAAUGGUGUUGAGUGACCAUGGUUAUAGAUACGGUGUGACCCGGCAGGCUUCAAAAUCCGGUUAUCUGGAAGAACGUCUUCCCUUGAUGUUCAUACAUGUUCCCCCAUGGUUCAGAAAGAGAUAUCCCCAGUAUGUGGAAAACCUAAAGAUCAACCAGAAUCGGUUGUCCUCCGGCUUUGAUCUGCACAUGACCCUGCACCAUCUACUCCAGCUAAAUGCCACCUCCAUGACGGAUUUCAGUCCAAAGCUCCAGGCAUCGCAGUGUAAAAUGUGCCAAUCCCUGUUCUUCCAACUUCCGGAUAACAGAAACUGUUCUCACGCGGGAAUCCGUGAAAAGUGGUGCUCCUGCGAACCCACUGAAACGGUAACCAACCCAAGUCUCCUCAAAAAGGUGGCUCAAGAGGUGGUGCAUCAGAUGAACCAUCAUUUGCGGGAUAGAAAUCUCACUACGCUUUGCGAGAAUUACACUUUAAAGAAGGUCCUCUACUUGGAUAGCAAAAUCUCAUUGAGCGACGACUCCCUCGAGGACCAACAGCUGCACACCUACGUAAUCACAUUCGACACAAAUCCAACUUCAGCGCAUUUCGAGGCCACUGUACAGUGGAACACGGAAAGGCAAACCUUGGCCAUGAAUGUGGACGAGCUGAGUCGAUUGGAGUCCUACGAGAAGCACAGCAAGUGCACAAGUGAUCCAAUAAUCAAGAAGUAUUGUAUAUGCAAAGCAUUUAAAUAAAUAUUCUAUAAA